CUUACAAUCUGACAAUGUCACAGAAAUACCUGAGAGGACAAAGUAAAGGCGACAGUAUGAUUAUAUUUUAUCAUAUGCAGGAUGUGAGCCAUAGAUUUCGGAUAAAGUUUGCAGUUUCAGAAAUAAAGACCAGCCAUGAUGUAUGCAGGGAAUGUGCAGAGAAAAUGGCUAACUAUUUUCCUGUCAAAGCUAUAGUAACGACGGAGACUGUGAACCAUGAAAAUGCAUCAGAUAAAACCAUACUACACGGAGAGGUAACGCUUUCAGAUUUAGCAAAUGUUGUCACCAGAACCAGUAAGAACCAGUUACCAGCUGUGUAUAACAGUAUGCCUACAGACACAACUGACAUUGGUGUCUUACUGAAGCUAUGUUUGUCUGAUCCAAGUUUCCCUGCUUAUGUUGAACAGGUGGAGAAAGAACUUGAUAAUCUUGCAUUAAAUGCGAACGCUUAGAAUCAAAAGAGACACGUGAAAUCGUAUAUAUAUUUUUAAAAUAAACAUGUAUUUUGACAUAAUGUUGAUUAAAAUAAUAUAUAAUAGCUUAAAAUAAUGGAUAUUAAGAAAGAAAUAUUGCAAAGACGGGAAAUCUUGAAAAAAGAUUGAUUUACAUAAUACAGAUCUAAAUUUGGUUUCAAUGUUGACAUUAUACCACGUCAUCAAUGAAAAAACAAAAUAUAUAAGCAACAUAGAAAACAUAGCAUCAAUACAGUGCAACAACACAGGACAACAAAACAAAACAAACACCCUUUGAAAAAAGGAGAGGAAAACAAACUCAACUGAGAAGAUCACUGGAGCAGUAAAAGGGACUUAAUUCUUAAAAAUCACAAAUACGUUUGUGUCCACCAAUUGUCGUCAAUAAAUUCUAAACUUCCAAUUAACACAGAUUAUUUUAAUUCUAUUUAUUACUAAUGCUUAACACGCAUUGGUGAACAUGACAGGUUUAAAGAGUGGUCUCCUUAAACCACUAGUGCCUUAGUGGUGACAAAAAGUUAAUAGAAUCUUCCAGUAGUCAGUAUUUCGGUACUGACAUGAUUUAUAACAAACCUUUCUAAAAUAGCCGUUAAUAAAUUUAGGUUAUAUACUUUAUCCGAGGGGGUUUCCCCGAUUCCCCUGGAUAUAUAAGAAAUAUCAGUAGGAAUCCGUUGUUUAAAUCUCAUAAUCCAUUAAAAAUAUACAAAUCAAGAUAAAAAAUAAGAAAAACCUGGGAAUCACAUGGACUCCAAAAGAGUGAGAUCGGUUUGUCACUGUGACACGAUACAAUGUCAGUGAUAGAGCACGUUAUAACAGUGACACGAUAUAAUGUCAGUGAUAGAGCACGUUAUCACAGUGACACGAUACAAUGUCAGUGAUAGAGCACGUUAUCAUAGUGACACGAUACAAUGGCAGUGAUAGAGUACGAACUACAUAUUAACAAGAUUUCUUAUUUUUUUUAUUGUUAAGAAAAAGAUACACGUUUUCUAUCUAGCUUUCCAACAUCAUUAGUUUCACUAAAACUUUCCAUUGUUAAAACUUUAAUAAUAUCCAGCCCAUCCUGCGCGAUGAAUAGAGUUUGAUCUAAAAUACCGAUUGAACAUGGAUCCCUUAGGCCGUCACCCUGGGACAUAACUACGCGACUUUUCUGUCCGGAUCUGUCAAAACGAAUUAUAUUGGAAUUAAUCAUUCCGCAAACAUAGAUAUUUCCAAACAUGUCUUUGCUUAAAUAUCUGGCUUCUUGAAGCUGAGGAUGUUCGUGAAUUGCAAGAAUAUUGCCUUCUUUUGAAAAUUUAUAUAUUUUGUCUUUUUUGCCAUCAAUUGACAUACAGCUUACAUAGAUCAGUCCACUAAAUGCACAAAUACUGACAGGACGUUCGGAAAAUAUAGGUUUUCUUUUAGCAUUUUGCUUAAUUGUUUGAAUGAUUUCACCGUCUGUAUCCAUUUUGACCACUUCCGGCGGAUUACCCCAAGGAUAUGUCAGGUAGAUGUAUCCGUCCAUAAAACAAACUCCAACCGCAUUUGGUUUGAUUAGAAUAUUCCUUCCAUGCAUAAUGACAUCUCCGACUAUAUUUAACACAACUAGUUUAUUGCCAAUGUCAUUUGUUACAACAAAUGAAUGCGGACCUAUCAUUCGCAAAUCAAGAGGGAAACCUUCCACGAAGAAACUCGACAAAAAAGUUCCGUCAUAUCGGAACAAUUUUACUUUGUUGUUAUGGUUGUCACAGAUCAGUACUCUCCCAUCAUCCAAAACCUCAAUCCCGGUAAUUCUGCAAUAAGACAAAUCAGAAUUAAGUCUUGCGCUAAAACUCCGCUCAUUAAGUUGUGCUGGCAUCGGUAAUGAUUUGACGACGGUUUUAUGAGGCCAAAUAGAGUAUUCACCUGAACAAUUUCUUAAAACGGAUAUGCAGAAAUGAAUUAUAUUAUAUAUAUUGAUCAAGCUUAGUAAAGUUCCUCAUCGUACACAACAUAACAAAAUUUAUAGUCCGUUUUUUUUAUAUACAUAUGCACAUGUAGAAGGUCUCAGAAUACGAAAUUUAACUACUGGUA
This is a messenger RNA of Mytilus californianus (California mussel), 2519 nucleotides long. RefSeq names its product meiotic recombination protein REC114-like. The record is from RefSeq and is a predicted model, not a curated record. The coding region runs from base 15 to 452 and encodes 145 amino acids. The transcript has 4 exons. Lineage: Eukaryota; Metazoa; Mollusca; Bivalvia; Mytilida; Mytilidae.